Miscanthus lutarioriparius is the source of this 990-nucleotide messenger RNA. NCBI's taxonomy places the organism in Eukaryota, Viridiplantae, Streptophyta, Magnoliopsida, Poales, Poaceae. The record is from the annotation of a GenBank genome assembly.
AUGGCGCGCGCCGGCGUCUCCACCGCGCCGCUCUCCCGCCUCCACUCCCUUCCACCACGGCCUUCCCUCCUCCACAACACGCAGCCGAACGUCCUCCUCCUCCGCCCCCAGCAGCGCAAGGCGCCCGCCACCACCGCGGCGGCGCUGCCGACGGCCGCGGACCUCUCGGAGCUAUCCCUCCCGGCCGCGGCCGCCGCGGCGGCCGCGCUGGCGGCGGCGGUGUCUCUGUCCGACCCGGAGCGCCGGCGGCGCGCGCAGGCCGAGGCGGCGGGCGGUGGGGACAAGGAGGCCGUCCGCGCCUACUUCAACUCGACGGGGUUCGAGCGGUGGCGCAAGAUCUACGGGUCGGCGACGGAGGGCGUGAACCGCGUGCAGCUGGACAUCCGCGAGGGCCACGCGCAGACGGUGGCGGCGGCGCUGUCCAUGCUGCGCGACUCCCCGCUGGAGCUGUCGGGCGCCACGGUGUGCGACGCCGGGUGCGGGACGGGGUCGCUGGCCAUCCCGCUCGCGGCCGAUGGCGCCGACGUCCUGGCCUCCGACAUCUCGGCGGCCAUGGUGUCGGAGGCGCAGCGGCAGGCGGCGCUGGCGCAGGCGACGGCGCCGGGGUCGACGUUCCGGAUGCCACGGUUCGAGGUCCGCGACCUGGAGAGCCUGGAGGGGCGGUACGACGUGGUGGUGUGCCUGGACGUGCUCAUCCACUACCCGCGGGAGGAGGCGCGCGCCAUGAUCCGCCACCUCGCGUCGCUGGCGGACAAGCGGCUGCUCAUCAGCUUCGCGCCCAGGACGCUCUACUUCGACAUCCUCAAGCGCGUCGGCGAGCUGUUCCCGGGCCCGUCCAAGGCCACGCGCGCCUACCUGCACGCCGAGGCCGACAUCGAGGACGCGCUCCGCCAGGCCGGAUGGCGCGUCGCCAACCGCGGCUUCAUCUCCACGCAGUUCUACUUCGCCAAGCUCUUCGAAGCCGUGCCCGUCGCCUCCUCGUCGUCGUAG